Messenger RNA from Cimex lectularius (bed bug), 1214 nucleotides. RefSeq lists its product as uncharacterized. The record is from RefSeq and is a predicted model, not a curated record. The coding region runs from base 328 to 999 and encodes 223 amino acids. Lineage: Eukaryota; Metazoa; Arthropoda; Insecta; Hemiptera; Cimicidae. The transcript is spliced from 5 exons.
AAGUGGAAGGCCGCCCCCACCACCUCGGCCCAAAUGGACUCCACUCCAUUUCAGCUGACUCGACUACUACUCGUACUCGCUCGUAGUAGAAGGAGCCGGAGUGGGGGCUGAGGCCGACCGCUACACCAGUUUGUUGUCGGCCGGCGGACGGGCUAGUCACAACAGGAUGUCGCGCUUUAUCUCACUCCGCACUUUGAAAUAGUCGUUUAUGAACGUCGUUUAACGAUUGCCUGACCGUCUGAGGGGCGAAGUCGUGUCUAUUCCUCGGGCGAGAUCCAGCGGAAAGCCGAGUUUUUCCUUUUCGAGCGCUACGACUCGGAGGGAAAUAUGCUCAAGUUCCUAACCCACAAACUCAAAACCCACUCUUUGAAUGAAGACGAUCCCCAGAAGGUGGAAGACGACGAUCACGACUCCGGCACUGAAUCCGACGACGAGCACGGAACCAGCGACGAACCGGAAAUAAGCAUGGAAAGCGAAGGUGGUAGCGUAGUUACUGCACUAAGCCGAAGUCGGAGCAGUUUGUUAACUCCGGCGUCGCCUUACUUCCUGGACUCUGCACUCCCGAGUGAUUGUGAUCAGGGCUACGACCAACACAGUUCUGAGGAGGAGCUAGAAGUAAUCAAUUGCAAACAGGCCAAGAGCCAUACGGGACAAGAAAAACGGAAGUGGUCUCAGGUGACGCCGGAAAACGUGGGUGUCCGAAGGCCCGGGAGGUGCAGAACGGAGGGCGGCAGCUCCGGUUCGUCGGACGAGGAAGUCGUCGGCCUGGUCGCUGCAAUGACUGCACCUGUGCAGUUUAGGACUUCACCACCAAGAGGCACCCACAGGCCCUACUCGGCUGCACUCCACGAAGCGUCCCCUAGAAAACGGCACAGGAAUGCUGCACCGCCACGCCCAUGCCUCGACUUUGAAAAAAUGCAACAGCUCCAGGCGAAGGGAAUGACUACAUGGCGGCACACAGGGGAUUCAGGCGGUGAGCUGAGUGUCUACUGUUGGUGAAAAGUGAACGAACUUUCUUUUGUCUAAGUGUCCAAGUGCAACACCGUUUAUUUUCUAAGUUUACCAACAAUGUGCGCAAAAUAUUUUCGCUAUAAUCACUAAACACAACAUGGGAGUGAGACAGAAAGGAGAGGCGUUGUAAAACAAAGGAGGAAAAUGAGAAAUAAGCGUUAUAUAACACACAUAGAGACGGUAAUAAAUUUUCGUGUAAGUUA